Molecule: messenger RNA, 2296 nt
Organism: Onychostruthus taczanowskii (white-rumped snowfinch)
Lineage: Eukaryota; Metazoa; Chordata; Aves; Passeriformes; Passeridae
Gene: ANXA10
Product: annexin A10
Exons: 12
Coding region: 1-975 (324 amino acids)
Cellular component (GO): cytoplasm
Molecular function (GO): calcium ion binding; calcium-dependent phospholipid binding
Source: RefSeq, a predicted model, not a curated record
AUGUAUUGUGGAGAUUACACACAAGGAACAAUUUUUCCUGCUCCAAAUUUUAACCCUAUAAUGGAUGCCCAGUUGCUAGGAGGAGCCCUACAGGGAAUUAGUUGUGAAAAGGAUGUGUUGAUUGAAAUCCUAACUCAGCGUUGCAACUCCCAGCGGCUCAUGAUUGCCGAGGCAUACAGAGACAUGUAUGGCAGGGAUCUGAUAACAGACCUAAAAGAGAAUCUCUCUCAUCACUUUAAAGAAGUUAUGGUUGGCUUGAUGUACCCACCAGCAUCUUAUGAUGCCCAUGAGCUUUGGCAUGCCUUGAAGGGAAUAGACACAGAAGAAAAAUGCCUGAUUGACAUAUUAGCCUCAAGAUCAAAUAUGGAGAUCUUCCAGAUGAAAGAAGCCUACCUAAUGCAAUAUAAUACUGAUCUUCAACAAGAUAUCAAUUCUGAGACUUCAGGGCACUUCAGAGAUACACUCAUGAACCUCGCUCAGGGAACAAGGAUGGAAGGAUAUGCAGACCCUUCUACAGCUGCUCAGGAUGCAAUGAUUCUAUGGGAAGCAUGUCAGCAGAAGACAGGCGAACACAAAAACAUGCUGCAAAUGAUUCUCUGCAACAGGAGUCAGCAGCAGCUGUGGAUGGUUUUCCAGGAGUUCCAAAAUAUCUCUGGGCAAGACAUAGUCGACGCCAUUAAUGAAUGUUACGAUGGAUACUUUCAAGAAUUACUGGUUGCAAUAGUUCUCUGCAUUCGUGACAAGCCUUCCUACUUUGCUUACAGGCUUUAUAAUGCAAUUCAUGACUUUGGGUUUCACAAUAAAACAGUUAUUAGGAUUCUCAUUGCCAGGAGUGAGAUAGACUUGAUGAACAUCCGGCAGCGAUACAAAGAGAGAUAUGGGAAAUCACUCUUCCAUGACAUUAAACAUUUUGCUUCAGGGCAUUACGAGAGUGCUUUACUUGCUAUCUGUGCUGGUGAUACAGAAGAUUAUUAAGAAGAUGUACUCUGAAAGCUGUGAAAACCUAUUUUAAAUAGAAAUUAUUGAAGCUAUAUGAAAUGCACUAACUGUAAGAGAUCCCUAUUUUACAACAAAAAAAAAGCAAAAUCAGUAAUGUACAUUUGCUAAUAUUAAAUCUUUCUUGAGACAGGAAAAAAUGUUGGCAGGAACAUGGUUUUAUUCCUAGUUCUAAUUAAUAUUUCUGAUUUUAUGAUUAAUGAAAAUUAACGGAGCAAGUGUAAAAUGACUCCCCGCAGGCUUUUGUUUAUUAUUUAGUGUCACAACACCCCAAACAUUCAUCAACAGGCUCUGGAAGAAUUCAUUCACUUUCACACUAGAGAAAAUAUUUUGCUUUAUUUACUUUUAGCAAGAUUUCCUCCUUUAAGGAAAUUUUUUCUUGUCUUUCCUACUUCUUAUAUCUCAUAUUUUAUGCUCUUCAUCAUUGCUGUUUUAGUUACAACCACACUAAGCAUCUGCCCCCAUCUACUAUCACUGUCAGAGGGCUUUCGUAUUCUCUUUUACUUAGAUUACAUACUUAAUGGCCUUUCCCCUAUUCUGCUUGAAACAAAAGUAAAAAUCAGAAUCAAGUACUCCAUGCACUGGAAAACCUGGAAGACGAAGCACUACUUAACUCUAAGCAGAGAAGUUCCAGAGGAUUAAACUCUGAAUUCCAUUUUUACCCAUCUCAUUUUAAACAUCCAUGGAAUAUUGACCUUCAGAGCACGGAGGUAUAUCCAGACUGCUCUAGGUGGCAGAACUGACUGCCUGUGGGUGACACUGCCCCCCGAGCGAGGCUGAAGGGCGCGGCGCUCCCUGGAGCAGCCGCGGACAAUCCGCCACAGCAGCCGGAGACCGCGGCUCCCGCAGCGACGAGCAGAGGCGGCAGAGCCCGGCCUCGAGUCCUCGCCCCACGGAACAACGUGACGCUGCCUGGAAUACGCCGGGGCUGUUCAGGGCAUGCUAUGCUGGACGUAGUAUUCCCUGUCAGCCUCUUAUGGAAACACAAGGGAGGGAAAGUGUGGUAGCGUUCACUAAAACAUCUGCCCGUGGCUUUUCUCCGCCGCCACAAGGUGUCCAACUGGACACGGGCGCUCCGGAUGUUCUUACAGAGGCACUUUCUGCAGGUGCAGUCCGUGUGACUGAACAGAGCACUGCUGCAGAAAGGCACAAAUACCUGCUUGCUUUUGUGCCCUUGGCGCCUGUCGCUUCCCUCAGCCUCUGGAAAUAGCGCUAAUUACAGCACAUCUGGCUUCACUGCAAAUACUGACAUCGUGCUACAAAUAUGUUGAUUUAUAAUAAACUUAAAAUUUCUUUCCAA